GUUUCAGAACGAGCCUCGUCUCCUCUCUCCCAAUCGAAUCCCGACAAAGUUUCACAUGUCCAAACCAGACAGACAAUCUCAGACCCCAUCCCACAUGAUGGAUCACCUUCAUCUCAUCCAUGUCAAACCAAGCUACCUUCGUCGCCCAGACAUGGACGAUGAUGGACCAUACCUUCUUACAACUACGAUUAUUCAACUUUCCUGCCUCUUCUAGGAACCUGUCUUUAUUAUUUUUCUUUUUCCCCAAUUUUAAAUUAAUUUUCAUUUGGAUCUGAUUGAACACAUUGAUGUGCUCUUUAAUUUCUUCAAUGCCUGAAAUCGUCUGCGUUGUUGACUCUAAAGAUCUGAUUUAAUUUCUCCUGUCUGAAAUUUGUUCAGUACAAUGAUGUCCGGUGAGGUUUCUGUUUAGGUAGAAAGGUUUUUCGGCGGUCAAAUAGGCGCCGGAAAAUGCUCCGCGUUGUUUAUUUCGUUAGUUUUUUUUCCGGUGAUUGAUUGUCGGAAAAGUUGACCUACCGUACAACAUUCGAUUGACGUUUUGGUCCGAAAAUGGCAGCGAAGCUGCUGCAUUCUUUAACAGACGAUAAUUCUGACCUGCAAAAGCAAAUUGGCUGUAUGACUGGAAUUCUUCAGCUGUUCGAUCGGCAGCACAUGCUCACCGGCGGCGGUUCUGCGCGGCGGAGCCGCCGCCUUACCCCUCGGCGGCGGUUUCCUCCUGGAAGUUCUUCCCACAAUAAUAAUGUUGAUGUUUCAGAAGGCGAAUCGAACGGUUAUCUGUUGAAAUCUGAUCCUCUGGAAAAGUACGCCCACAAGAGCAUGUUCGAAAGGCGGAGGAUGUCGACAGAAUCAUCGAGGGCGUCCUGCUCAUCUUCGUCGCGCUCGUCGCCAUUCUCGUCUCCCGAUCACAACAGAGCUGCUCAACCGGAGCCAACUUCCUUCGACGAGAUGAUUUUCUCGGAAAUUCCUUCGAGGGACACGACGACGACCAUGCAGCAUCCGUCUCCGCAGUUCAGUCGAACGUCGAUCGAUCUCCGCGACUUCGUCAAGGAUUCGAUGUACCGUGAAAUUCAGGGAUUAUCGAUUAAAUCGAAACCUACCGAGUCGAAAACUAGCGUCGAUCAAAGGGAUCGAACGCCGACCGAUCUCAAGGAGUCUCUUCGAGCUCUUGCGAAGCUUCAAGAAGUCUCGACACGAUGUAACGAACCUCGACAGCUCUUCCGAUCGUCGUCCUGCCACUUCAAAGACGCGCCGUCGUCAUCGAGAGACGCUCCUCGAUUUUCCUACGAUGGAAGAGAUUUGAUAAACCGCGCGCCCUUCGACGCGGGAGACGUCUCGAAAUCAUCAAUGAAGCUCAAGGACCUUCCGAGGCUUUCGUUAGACAGUCGGGACGGAAAAUCGAUCUCGGGAAAUCAAGCUCGACCGAGCGUCGUAGCGAAGCUUAUGGGUUUAGAAAUGCUCCCCGUCGAUUCCGAUGAUACGUCGAGCUCGAGGAAGAUAGACGAAGAAUUCGUCGAUACGUCGAGCUCGUUCGAGAAAAUCGAGCCGAUCAAAACAAAGGGCUCGUGGAAGGAGCCGAGCUCGCCGCGAUGGAGGAGCCCCGACGGCUCGAUGAAACCGAUGUCGAGAAUUUCGAUCGAGCCGGCGCCGUGGAAGCAGAUCGAUGGGUCGAAAGGAUCUCAGAAACCUGUUUCGAAAAGCUCGAGACUUCCCGCUAAGGCUUCGACUGCGUCGUUUCCUUCGGUUUACAGCGAGAUUGAGAAGCGAUUAAAAGAUCUCGAGUUUAACCAAUCCGGGAAGGAUCUUCGAGCGCUGAAACAGAUACUCGAAGCAAUGCAGGCUAAGGGAUUGCUCGAAAUGUCGAAAGAAGGACAGCAUUCAAAUUUUGCGAACCCUGGCGAUGAAGAUCAGAUACUUUCUGGUUCGUUGCGAUUAGUCGAAAACCGGAAGUUGGAGACGAGGAAGAAACUUGGUUCGUCGCAGAAUCAUGAAUCUUCGAUUGUGAUCAUGAAGCCGGUGAAAUUAGUAGAGAAAUCGGGGCCAUCUUAUUCGGCAGUUUCGACUAAAGAUCAGAUUUUUAAGACCAACGAACGAUCGAACAGCUUGAUUAAGGCUUCAAAGACGGCGCCGUCUGCGACGAGAUUGCAGCCGUUAGGAAAAGAGUCGAAUGCGGGAUCGGGGAAGAGCUCGGGAUCGGUUAGCCCAAGAAUGCAGCAAAAGAAACCCGAGCCGGAAAAGAGAUCGAGACCCCCGACGCCUACGUCUCCCGAUUCGAGCAGAUCGACAAGACAGCAGAACAAGCUACAAGUCGAGUCGAAUUCCCCGGGGGGAGGACGACGGCGAUUGAGACACCCGAAUAAUCAGAAAAUCGACGAUCGAAUGAGCCCGUCGUCGUCGACUAAAGCUUCUGAACUUACGAUCUCGGAUUUGGUAGGAAACAAAUCGACGCUGACGAUGAACGAAGAUGAGUCGAUCGAAUCUGGGUUUGUACCUCCCGAGCACUCGAGUCCCGUUUCGGUUCUUGAAAAUGUACUCGGCAAACAAGAUUCGCCUUCGCGCGCUAAGUUCGCUGAGAAGACGCCCAAAGUGGAGACGUCGACGACGAUGACGAACGAGACGAGCGUCGUUGCGAUCGAGAAUUUUGCUCCGAUCUCGACGGAAUCGGGCGUUGCAUUCGAGAUAAACCGGAAGAAGCUUCGGAGCAUCGAAAACUUAGUACAGAAGCUUCAAAGGCUCAACUCGACACACGAUGAGGCUCGAACGGAUUACAUCGCUUCAUUAUGCGAAAACGCUGAUCCCGACCACAGAUACGUCUCCGAGAUUCUUCUCGCGUCGGGUCUCCUCCUCCGAGACCUCACCGAUUUCAAGUUCCAUCCGUCGGGACAUCCCGUAAAUCCCGAGCUGUUUCUUGUCUUGGAGCAGACAACGUCAAGCAAUUCGUCGAAAGGGCAAUGCGGCAGCGGGAAGAAAUCCCGAUCGGCCGCCGGAAGAAUUCACCGGAAACUCAUUUUCGAUGUCGCUAACGAGAUUCUUGCCGGAAGAUUGGCCCCGAAAGGUUUGAACGUCGCCGAGCCUUGGAUACGACCCGUUAAGGUUGCGAGAAAGACGGAUGCGGUAAAUGGGCAGAAGCUUCUAAGAGAAAUAUGCAACGAGAUCGACGGGCUUCGGGGUUCGAAGAAUUCGAAAUGUAGCGAUGACGUUGAAAUCGACGUCGACGACUUCGACGAUUGGAAGAGUAUUUUGUGCGAUGAUGUGACACGCCGGUCGGGACGGUGGACGGAGUUCGACGAGGAAGUUUCGGGCGCGGUUCUUGACAUCGAACGGCUGAUAUUUAAGGAUCUCGUGAGCGAGAUCGUGGUCGGGGACACGGUGAAAAAUAAAUUGUCACGGAAGUAGUUCUGCGCCGCCUCGUCGGCGAUGCUCAUUUGCGGCUUCUCCGAUCUUGUUGGUUAACAAAUUGUUUUGUUUUGAAGGGUUGAAAGAUAUAUAUAUAUAUAUAUAUACAUACAUGUGAUUGUUUUCGAUAUUCAUGAGAUGUUGGAGAAUCGACAACCUCAACAACUCCUUAGUGUUAUAAAUGUGUAAAUUUGUGAUAAUAAUUAUGGGUUGGAUUUAUUUUUAAAUUGUACUUCAUCUUUACUCCUCCAUUAUCUUAAUAAAUUUACAUUUGCUUUUUGUGAUUUUA
Andrographis paniculata is the source of this 3679-nucleotide messenger RNA. Its product is annotated as protein LONGIFOLIA 1-like. The coding region runs from base 547 to 3390 and encodes 947 amino acids. The record is from RefSeq and is a predicted model, not a curated record. NCBI's taxonomy places the organism in Eukaryota, Viridiplantae, Streptophyta, Magnoliopsida, Lamiales, Acanthaceae. The transcript has 6 exons. Gene Ontology annotation, biological process: regulation of monopolar cell growth.